This is a messenger RNA of Cornus florida, 1371 nucleotides long. RefSeq lists its product as uncharacterized. The record is from RefSeq and is a predicted model, not a curated record. Bases 1 to 1002 code for a protein of 333 amino acids. The transcript is spliced from 3 exons. Gene Ontology annotation, molecular function: zinc ion binding; nucleic acid binding. Lineage: Eukaryota; Viridiplantae; Streptophyta; Magnoliopsida; Cornales; Cornaceae.
AUGGUUAACACUGGAAGAGGACAGAAUCUGAACCGUCGACAGAGGAGAGCUGCACGUAGGCAGCAAGAACACCUGCAACGUCAGCAAAUGGAGGAAGAGCAGCAACGACUUGAGUUUCAGGAUGAGGGUCAGCUUCAGGAGGAGCAAGAGGAAGUUCAGGCUCCGGCUCAGGUUACCACCAUAGUGGAGAUGAUGGCAUUGACUUAUGAUGAGUUCAGUGCACGCUUUGAAGAAAAGUAUUUCCCUUAUGCAGUUAGGGCAGCCAUGAAGACUGAAUUUCUUAAUCUGCAGCAAGGGAACAUGACAGUGGCGGAGUAUGAACAGCAGUUCACACGCUUAUCUCUCUUUGCACCGGAGGAGGUGGAUACAGAGGAGAAGAAGCGCAACAGUUUUGUCAAGGGACUGAUGUGGUCUAUCAAGAGAGCUAUUACUGGUAGUCCAGCCUACACUACUUAUGCUCAAGUGGUGGACGCAGCUUUGCAGCUUUAUCAACUGAAUGAGGAUUUCAGACAGACUAGGGCUGAGAAGCGGGGUGGCAAAGAUUUUGCUAAUCAGCUAGCUGCGAAAGUGAAGGAUAAUGGGAACCGACAGAAUGACAAGGGCAGAUUCCGGGGCCAGCAGCCUUGGAAGAAGCACAAGGGUAAUUCAGAAGUUCAGAGAGAGGGAGUUUCCACUCAGCAGACUGGAGCACCUCAGACUGGACUGGGACAGCUACAGGGUAAUCACCAGGAGGGGCAGUCAAGUAUAUUUAGGGGUCAUUGCUAUAAGUGUGGAGAUUAUGGGCAUUCAGCCAAACGGUGUCCUGGGUUGGCUCAGAAACAGCAUGGGCAACAGGGACAGUGGCAACCAUUACCUACUCCACAGAUUCCACGUGUGCAGGCCCAGACAUUUUCGGCCUUACCAGCACCACCGCCACCACAGGGACAGCCUAUACAGCAGUUGCAUCAGGGUAUGGUGUACAAUGCCACACCUUGCAAUGCAUGGGUACCUCAGAAGAAUUGAGGUUGUAGAAGGUCAAGUCUCAAGGUUGAGGAUCCGCAGCUGGAGGACUUAUCCAUUCCUUCUAUUUACUUAAAAGUAGGAUAUUAGUUUUGUUUCAGUUGAUAUUAGUACUUAAUUGGUUGAAAUUCUAAAUAGUAACUUUUGGUUAAGGGGUCCUUGAGUUACGGGAUUCCCGAGUUGUAACCAUUUGGAAGUUAUUAAUGGAUUUACUAUUAAUUGGAUUUCUUCAGCGUUUUAUUUUAUUCUUUAUUUCAUUUUGUAAUCCGUGCUUGUUUAAAUACUUUAAUUGGUUUGAUAUCCCCUGAUUUUGUGCGCGGACUUGAUCAACCCGUGUUCCGAAAUUAGGGGGUAUUACAGUUGGUAUCAGAG